AUGUCGGGUAUGGAGUUCCUGAUGGGGAACCGCAGCGAAACAGCACUCAUCCCCGCGGCCGGCCUCAACGGGACGUUCCCCCGCGUCUCCCACCCUACCGGCGCUUCCGCAGCCGCGGCAUCAGUGGCAGAGGCGGCAGCUGCCGCGGCAGACUUGCCGAGGCGCCCCGCGGGCAGCGACGUCUACGUGUACGUGUGGAUCUUCCUCAGCCUGCUGGCGUUCCUGCUCACCCUGCUCGUUAUCUCCCUCCACCGGCUGAAGAACAUCAUCACGUCCUCAUCUUCCCUGCCCGACUGCAGCAGCGCCGGGGGCGGUAGCAGCGGCAGCGACCGGACGAGCUCUUUCACCAACAUGGAGAUCUGUAGCAUCUCGUCCCAGAAGUCCACCGUCUCCACCCUGUCUAACUGACGGGUGUGGUGGAUGCGGGACAAACAAGCGGGACACGUGUACAGUGACGCGCGGUCAUGUAUGGAAACAAGCAGAAAGACGAUAGGCCUCAUUGAAGACUGAGAAAAGUUUAGCCUAAUGUUAAAGGUAGCCUAUGCUCUCUAGGCCUAUGA
Gadus chalcogrammus (walleye pollock) is the source of this 560-nucleotide messenger RNA. RefSeq names its product serine-rich and transmembrane domain-containing protein 1. The coding region runs from base 1 to 408 and encodes 135 amino acids. Gene Ontology annotation, cellular component: intracellular membrane-bounded organelle. The record is from RefSeq and is a predicted model, not a curated record. The transcript has a single exon. Lineage: Eukaryota; Metazoa; Chordata; Actinopteri; Gadiformes; Gadidae.